AUGAACGCCGACAAGUUUUCUAACUUUUAUGGCAAUGCUCCGACAUACACCAUCCCUGGACGAACUUUCCCUGUGGAGAUGUUCCAUUCUAAGUCGCCCUGUGAAGACUAUGUUGAUAGUGCAGUGAAGCAAGUUCUUCAAAUCCAUCUAUCGCUACCUCCCGGCGAUAUUCUUGUGUUCAUGACUGGACAGGAGGACAUCGAGAUUACUUGCCAGGUUGUCCAAGAACGACUCUCCCAACUAGACGACCCGGCACCACUCGCUGUCCUUCCUAUCUAUUCGCAGAUGCCUGCCGACUUGCAGGCAAAGAUCUUUGAUGCUACAAGUGAUGGAAGACGAAAGGUCAUCGUGGCCACAAAUAUUGCGGAGACAUCGUUGACUGUCGAUGGAAUCUUGUACGUCGUGGACGCCGGGUAUUCGAAGCUCAAGGUCUACAACCCAAAGGUUGGUAUGGAUGCUCUCCAAAUUACGCCUAUCAGCCAGGCCAACGCCAACCAACGCAGUGGCCGCGCUGGCCGUACGGGUAGCGGGUUCUGCUAUCGUCUAUACACCGAGAUGGCCUAUCGAAACGAGUUUUUCGAGAAUACCAUUCCCGAAAUCCAGAGGACGAAUCUUGCAAAUACGGUGCUUUUGCUGAAGUCUCUCGGCGUCAAGAAUCUCCUUGAGUUUGACUUUAUGGACCCACCACCUCAGGCAAACAUCUUGAACUCCAUGUAUCAGCUUUGGGUCCUCGGCGCCCUGGACAACGUUGGAGACCUAACACCAGUUGGGCGAAAGAUGUCAGAGUUCCCCAUGGAACCCUCAAUGGCCAAGAUGCUGAUAGCAUCGGUGGAGUAUAAGUGCUCAGCGGAGAUGCUGACCAUUGUGUCCAUGCUCUCCGUGCCGAGCGUAUUCUACAGGCCCAAGGAGCGAAUGGAAGAAGCGGACGCGGCGCGCGAAAAGUUUAACGUACCCGAAAGCGACCAUUUGACGCUGCUAAAUGUGUUCAAUCAAUGGAAGAGUCAUGGAUACCGCGAUGACUGGGGAAUGCGGCACUUCCUCCACCCCAAGCUGCUCCGGAAAGCACGCGAAGUUCGUGUUCAACUAGAGGACAUUAUGAAGUUCCAAAAGAUGGACAUCAUCUCCACCGGAACUGAUUUCGAUGUUGUGAGAAAAGCGAUUACAGCAGGCUACUUCCAUCAAGCCGCUCGCGUCAAGGGCAUCGGAGAAUUUGUCAACAUCCGAUCCGGUCUGCCUACGCACCUCCACCCAACGAGUGCUCUUUACGGCCUAGGAUACACACCAUCAUACAUUGUGUACCACGAGCUUAUUCUGACCUCUAAGGAGUACAUGACACAAGUGACGGCCAUCGACCCGUAUUGGCUAGCUGAACUUGGAUCUGUAUUCUACUCGGUGAAGGAGAAGAACUUUGACGAGCGGGGUAACAGACGCCAGGCGGAUAGAGAGUUCUCGAAGAAGGCCGAGAUCGAGACGGAGAUGGCUCGUCAGCGAGAAGAGUCGGCGAAGAAGCAGGCUGACGAGGCGCAGGCGGCUCGGAUAGCGGGUGGGGGCAAGUCUAAGAUUAUCGUACCGGGCACGCCACGCCACACGGGCGUCGGCGCUGGUGCGCGCAUCACGCAGACACCACGGAGGAGAGUGGGCAUCUAA
Cyclocybe aegerita is the source of this 1647-nucleotide messenger RNA. Lineage: Eukaryota; Fungi; Basidiomycota; Agaricomycetes; Agaricales; Hemipholiotaceae. The record is from the annotation of a GenBank genome assembly.